GAUAAAUUAAUCUUGUGACUCUUUACUUCACUAGCUGGCAGUUAACUGUUAAAAUGUCAAAGUUGUGGGCUUGUCUUGUUGGAUUACUGGUGAUCCGUUGCCAUGCCAAGAUGGUUCCCCUGUGCCCACUACUAUCAAAGCCCCUUGGUGGCAUGAAUGUUGCUAAUCUGGUAGUCAACAAAGUUGGUGUCAACAGCACCAUAGUCCUGCAGAUGAUCACCUCCGAGUGCCACAAAUGUGCCCUGCAGAACAUCUCUUACAUCACUGAAGAUAACAACUGUUCAGUUGCUGUAGACACACGAUGGCCGAUGAAGAUGGCCGUUGUUGGCAUGGGUGCACCGACUGAUGGAAACUGUUCAGUUGACCGCUUGACUUUCCUCUUUAAGGAGUCUGGGGUAUACAUCUUGUAUGUCACUCAGAAGGGUGGCAAUAUCACCUGCCAGCCUCCAGUCCUUGACAAUGACCCAGGUGACAACUGUGUGGCUAUAUAUGCUGCGUUUGGUAUCUUUGCUGCGUUGGCUAUCAUUUGGUUGAGCAUCAAGAAAGGCAGAAGGGCCUGUCUGAACAUGCUGUCAAAUAUCUCCCCAUCAACUGUGAACAUCGUGGAUUCUGAAAUAGUUGCAGAAAAUGACCUAGGCCUGCCAAGUACUGAAGAACAGGAAAGAAAACCCAAGAAAGAACGACUUAAAUCAUUGGAUACUUUCAGGGGGUUUUCUCUUGUCAUAAUGAUGUUUGUAAACUAUGGUGGGGCAAACUACUGGUUCUUCAAUCAUUCAAUCUGGAAUGGGUUGACAGUGGCUGACCUGGUAUUUCCAUGGUUUAUAUGGAUUAUGGGAACAGCUCUCGCAUUUUCAUUUCAAUCCCUUCACAAAUCACAAGCAUCCAAGCUGUCUAUCUUUGUGAAAAUCUGCCGUCGCUCCGUGACACUAUUUGCCUUAGGAAUCCUCGUGAAUUCUGGAGGCUCACACAACUUCCACCACUGGAGGAUCAUGGGGGUGCUGCAGAGAUUCGCUCUGACGUACUUGGUCACGGCAACCUCUCAGCUGUUGUUCAUGACUAACACGGAUGUACAGCUGAGUGGGGUGCGUGCCACACUGAAGGACCUGGUGUUGUACUGGAGGGAGUGGCUGGUACAGCUGUCCCUGGUGCUGAUACAUUUGACCUUGGCCCUCCUGCUGCCUGUGCCUGGCUGCCCCACGGGGUACCUGGGACCUGGCGGGCUGGCCAAUGAUGGCACCAAUGGGUCCAGUGCCUUCAACUGUACAGGUGGAGCUGCUGGCUACAUUGAUAGACAAGUAUUUGGAGACCAGCUCAUAUAUGGCAGCCCUACCAGCAAACAAGUGUACCAAAGUACUGUACCCUAUGAUCCUGAGGGUCUUCUUGGAACUCUGAACUCCUGCUUCCUCUGCUUUCUUGGUCUACAAGCUGGCAAGAUCCUGAUUAUCUACAAGGAGCCAGGUUCCAGAUUACGUCGCUAUGCAGUGUGGGCAGCAGGGUGUGGCAUUGUAGCAGCCAUACUGUGCAGGUUCAGUAAGAACGAUGGCUGGAUUCCGGUGAACAAGAACCUGUGGUCUCUGUCGUACAUCCUAUCAAUGGCCUGCUUUGCAUUUGUGUUGUUCAGUGCCUGUUACCUGAUAGUGGACGUUUACAAAGUGUGGACUGGGGCCCCGUUUUUCUACCCAGGCAUGAACUCUAUUGUGGUGUACGUGUGUCAUGAGGUGUUUAGUAGACCCUUCCAGACGUUCUGGGACAUAGAGCCUGCCUUCCAUUCCACGUACCUGCUGAUCAACGUCUGGGAUGUGACAUUUUGGGUCCUUAUGUCCCUAUUCUUGUACAGCAAUAAUGUCUUCAUCAAUGUUUAAAAUCACACGUGCUUGUUAUAAUAUCUUCAUCAAUUUUUAAAUUGAACUGUGUUAGUUAUAAUUUCUUCAUUAAAAAAAUUAAUUACACAUUUAUUUUGGUACCUUGAUCAGUGUUUAAAAUUACACAUGUUUGUAAUGGCAUCUUCAUCACUGUUUAAAAUGACACCUAAAAUAUUCAUCAAUGUUUAAAAUUACACAUAAUAUAAUCUUCAUCAAUAUUUAAAAUGACACAUGUUUGUUAAUACAUCUUCAUCAAUGUUUAAAAUGAACCAUAUUUUUGUAUGCCCCCCCUUCGAAGAAGAGGGGGUAUAUUGCUUUGCUCAUGUCGGUCGGUCUGUCGGUCCGUCCACCAGUUGGUUGUCAGACGAUAACUCAAGAACGCUUGGGCCUAGGAUCAUGAAACUUCAUAGGUACAUUGAUCAUGACUCGCUGAUGACCCCUAUUGAUUUUGAGGUCACCAGGUCAAAGGUCAAGGUCACGGUGACCAGAAAUAGUAAAAUGGUUUUUGAAUGAUAACUCAAGAACGCAUACGCCUAGAAUCAUGAAACUUCAUGGGUAGAUUGAUCAUGACUUGCAGAUGACCCCUAUUGAUUUUGAGGUCACUAGGUCAAAGGUCAAGGUCACGGUGACCCGAAAUAGUAAAAUAAUUCCGGAUGAUAACUCAAGAACGUAUACGCCUAGGAUCAUGAAACUUCAUGGGUUGAUUGAUCAUGACUCGCAGAUGACCCCUAUUGAUUUUGAGGUCACUAGGUCAAAGGUCAAGGUCACGGUGACCCGAAAUAGUAAAAUGGUUUUCGGAUGAUAACUCAAGAACGCAUACGCCUAGGAUCAUGAAACUUCAUAGGUAGAUUGAUCAUGACUCGCAGAUGACCCCUAUUGAUUUUGAGGUCACAAGGUCAAAGGUCACGGUGACCCGAAAUAGUAAAAUGAUUUUCGGAUGAUAACUCAAGAACUCUUUUGCCUAGGAUCAUGACACUUUAUAGGUACAUUGAUCGUGACCCGCAGAUGACCCCUAUUGAUUUUCAGAUCACUAGGUCAAAGGUCAAGGUCACAGUGACAAUUGUAUUCACACAAUGGCUGCCACUACAACGGACAUCCCAUAUGGGGGGCAUGCAUGUUUUACAAACAGCCCUUGUUAUCAUCAAUGUUUGAAAUGACACAUUAUACAGUAUCUUCAAUGAUUAAAAUGACACAUUAA
Molecule: messenger RNA, 3060 nt
Organism: Dreissena polymorpha
Lineage: Eukaryota; Metazoa; Mollusca; Bivalvia; Myida; Dreissenidae
Product: heparan-alpha-glucosaminide N-acetyltransferase-like
Exons: 2
Coding region: 54-1862 (602 amino acids)
Source: RefSeq, a predicted model, not a curated record